Morone saxatilis (striped sea-bass) is the source of this 2519-nucleotide messenger RNA. It is a transcript of the gene rtel1, whose product is annotated as regulator of telomere elongation helicase 1. The coding region runs from base 129 to 2519 and encodes 796 amino acids. Gene Ontology annotation, biological process: negative regulation of t-circle formation; negative regulation of DNA recombination; regulation of double-strand break repair via homologous recombination. The transcript has 25 exons. Lineage: Eukaryota; Metazoa; Chordata; Actinopteri; Moronidae. Gene Ontology annotation, cellular component: nucleus. Gene Ontology annotation, molecular function: ATP binding; hydrolase activity, acting on acid anhydrides, in phosphorus-containing anhydrides; DNA helicase activity. The record is from RefSeq and is a predicted model, not a curated record.
AGAGCACUGACAAAGACUUGGCGAAUUCCAUCCUUGAUGUGGAAGACUUAGUCAAAUUUGGAAACAAACAGAGGGUCUGUCCUUACUACCUCUCCCGUUCAUUGAAACAGCAAGCAGAUGUCAUUUUUAUGCCGUACAACUACCUGCUGGAUCCAAAGAGCCGCAGGGCUCACAAUAUUGAGCUAAACGGAGCUGUGGUCAUCUUUGAUGAAGCUCACAAUGUGGAGAAGACAUGUGAAGAAUCAACAUCAUUUGACCUGAGUCUCUAUGAUGUAGCUUCAGCCGUUAAUGCUGUGGACAGGCUGCUGGUGGAGAAGGCUAAAGAUGUCAGCCAUGGAGACUCUGCCACUGAGGACUUCAAUGUAGAAUCCCUCAACUCUGGUUUAAAAAUGGACAUAGCCACCAUUGCUAGAAUCAAACAGAUACUGCUGGAUCUGGAAGCUGUCAUCGAUUCUUAUGAUGUUCCAAGUGACAAAGGCAUCACGAAACCUGGAAUCUUCAUCUAUGAGCUGUUGGAGAGAGCCCACCUGACCUACAACAGCAAGACGGCUGUCUAUGAAGCUCUGGAGCAGAUCAGUACAUUCUUAGCAGGACAGCCAGGAAUAUUCCUGAACACAAGUGGACUACAGAAGCUGGCUGAUAUCAUACAGCUGGUGUUCUGUGGUGAACCAUCAGAAAAAGAAAGACAACAGCAAAUGCAGUCCAAUACAGCUCAUUUUAAGGUCCAUAUCCAUCGAGACACCAGCUAUCACAAGAAAAAACAAAGCACUGAUGUGUGGGCUUCAUCUUCCUCAAAGAAACAAGGCAACAUCCUGAGUUACUGGUGCUUCUCUCCUGGCUUCAGCAUGCAGGAUCUGGUGAAUCAAGGUGUUCGCUGCAUCAUUUUGACCAGUGGUACUCUCUCUCCCCUCUCCUCAUUCACCUCUGAGAUGAGGAUAGAAUUCCCAGUGAGUCUGGAGAACAGCCAUGUGAUUGAGCGGGACCAGAUCUUUGUUAGCGUCAUUGACCGAGGCCCAGAUGGAGUGCAGUUAAGUUCAGCGUUUGAUAGAAGGUUUGUUCCUGAAAACAUGGCAUCUUUAGGCAACACUGUUGCCAACCUGAGCCGUGUGGUACCUCAUGGUCUCUUAGUUUUUUUCCCUUCCUUCCCUUUAAUGGAAAAAACCCUUGACUUCUGGAGAGCUACUGGACAUGCAGAUCGCAUUGAGAACGUAAAGCCUAUGUUUGUUGAACCUAAAGGAAAGGGAACCUUUACUGAGAUUAUUGAUGGAUAUUACAACAAAGUCAAUGAUCCAGCAUCCAAAGGGGGAUCUUUCUUUGCUGUGUGUCGAGGGAAGGCUAGCGAGGGUCUGGAUUUUGCAGACACUUUUGGUCGGGGUGUCAUCAUCACUGGCCUUCCUUUCCCUCCAAAGAUGGACCCUCGAGUCAUCUUGAAGAUGCAGUUCUUGGAUGAGAUGUGUCGGAAGAAAACUCCUGGGCUGAAGUACCUGUCUGGGCAGCAGUGGUACAGACAGCAGGCUUUCCGAGCAGUGAAUCAGGCUAUCGGGAGAGUCAUUCGCCACAAGGACGACUAUGGAGCCAUCUUCCUGUGUGAUCAGAGGUUUAAAAUGUCUGGAUGCCAGGGCUCAGCUUCCAUCGAUGGGGUCAGGCCGUAUGUGCGUCUCUAUGAUGGCUUUGGGAAUGUGGGUCCCGUCGAUGUCUCUCAGUUCCUUCAGGGUUGCACCAGAACCAAUUGUAGGCCUGUGGUAGAGAAGAAGGCUGCACCAGAGAGCUGUGGAACAGUGUGUUUACCACACACUCAGUCCUCUGCCCUCACUUCCUGCUCAUCCUCCCAAAGCUCCCAUACCCAGAAGGCCAAGGUGCUGGAUGCCCACCUUCCCAGUCUGAAGAGGAGGAGACUCAAUGAACACACAGGAGCCAAGGGGAUGGCCAGUAUCUGUAUUGAGUAUGAGUGUGAGGUGCAGGAGAGUCAGAGGAGACCAGCCAACCUGCUGGAUGCUCUGGAACGAGGUGACCAUUGCAGUGCAGAGGACGAUGAUGCUGUUGUGGGAGAGGAGAAGGCAAAUCGUUUGUCCACACUUUCUCUUCAAUAUGACAAGAGGAUGGAUGAUGAAUUGCGGGGAGGCAAACGUAAAAUCAAGUUGGUCCAAGAACAGAAAAUGAGCAGGUUGGAGGAUGUGUCUGAGGAAGGUAAAGCAAGCAGGGCGAAGAAUUUUCUGGCAGAGAUGAAGAAGUCACUGAGCCAGGUUACCUUUGACCGCAUUGUACAGGCUCUGCAGACUUACAAGAAGACAGACAACCUGGACGUCCUGCUGACUGAGACAGCUGUCUUAACUGAAGACACUAAUACUCAUAGUCUGCUCCGGGGUGUCUACCAGUUUGUUCGCCCACAUCAUAAAAAGAGGUUUGAUGCGAAAUGCCAUGAGCUGACUGGGCAGGGCUGUGGAUUCAAACCUGAUCAAUCUCUGGCUAAGGACAAGAAGAAAGCACUGAUGCUGUACAGCGGUGCUCAGAGAAUAUGA